Molecule: messenger RNA, 4960 nt
Organism: Hypomesus transpacificus
Lineage: Eukaryota; Metazoa; Chordata; Actinopteri; Osmeriformes; Osmeridae
Product: ER degradation-enhancing alpha-mannosidase-like protein 3
Exons: 20
Coding region: 687-3299 (870 amino acids)
Biological process (GO): carbohydrate metabolic process; mannose trimming involved in glycoprotein ERAD pathway; endoplasmic reticulum mannose trimming
Cellular component (GO): membrane; endoplasmic reticulum
Molecular function (GO): mannosyl-oligosaccharide 1,2-alpha-mannosidase activity; calcium ion binding
Source: RefSeq, a predicted model, not a curated record
CGCAACUAGUCCGUCAGCUCGAAUCGUCUGUCAGAGGAGUCCUGUAGCUAUCACUCCCGACUUCAAGGUGUUCUUUAACGGCUGUUUGUUUAGUCACUCCGGCAGUUUAGAGAACUGUGUCGUUGUUCAGAGACGUCGUAGAAAGAAAGUCGGAGAUCAUAACAACAAUUUACAAAGGGGACACGUGCACUACACGGAUCAGUCUUUGUUGAUUAGCUUCGGGGAGCUAACUAUGCUAAUGGAGUUCCUUCCUGUGCUUCUUUGGAGUUUCAUCCGCUCGAUUGGAGACAGGGACAGCUCUCCGGAGAAUACGGUUAAUCAGAAUAUAAGGUUAUAUACAUGCAAAUAACACUGAAAGAGGAUAAUUAACUUCCGUUGAAUCCAUCUGUCAAGAUAAGUAGUUAGCUAUCUUAGUACCCAGCUACCUGGUUGAUUACUUUGGAUAAUCACCUGAUAAUACCUGGGGCAUUAGCUAACUAAUUCUAUUGCUGUCAAGCCGACUGCUGCCAGUACCAUCAAGUUGGGAAACUUGGUUUCCUGAACUGCCAACUGUCAACUACACUGCUGGUGGACCAUGAGGCUACCCCGAGUUCAGAAAUAUAUUAUUUGGACUACCGCUAUUUGAUUCUAUGUGGGCGUGCUUUGCGCUCAAUCAAACAGCACUUGUGUGCGAGUGUACCAGGUAAAUGAGGGCGUUUUGCUGGACACUUGGCGGUCCCAACAUGGUCUUACCAAUGCGGGUCUUGCUGCUCACAACUUUCUGUCACUGGGCUAAUGGCCAAGAGAGCCAGGGCAUGACUCGUGAGGAGAAGGCCACAAUCAGGGAACAGGUUGUUGAGAUGUUUGAUCAUGCCUACGGCAGCUAUAUGAAAUAUGCGUACCCAGCCGACGAGCUGAUGCCGCUGAGCUGCAGGGGGAGGGUACGGGGCCUGGAGCCCAACCGAGGAGACAUCGACGACUCCCUGGGAAAGUUCUCUCUCACGCUGAUCGACACCCUGGACACCCUGGUGGUCCUGAACAAACUGGAUGAGUUUGAAGAUGCUGUGAGGAAGACCAUGAGCGACGUGAGGCUGGAUAACGAUGUGGUCGUGUCCGUGUUCGAGACCAACAUUCGCGUGCUGGGCGGCCUGUUGGGGGGCCACGUGAUGGCAGACAUGCUGAAGCAGCGCGGGGACAGGAUGCAGUGGUACGCCGGCGAGCUGCUCGACAUGGCCAAGGAGCUGGGACACCGACUGCUGCCUGCCUUCAACACCACCAGCGGCCUUCCUUACCCCAGGGUGAACCUGAGGUACGGGGUACUCAACGCCCUGUCCCGUACGGGCACCGAGUCGGACACUUGUACGGCCUGCGCCGGGACCAUGAUCCUAGAGUUCGCAGCCCUGAGCAGGCUGUCCGGGGAGUCCGUGUUCGAGGAGCAUGCCAGGAAAGCCUUGGACGUCCUAUGGGAGAAGAGACAGAGGGGAAGUGACCUCGUCGGGACCGUCAUCAACAUCCACAACGGAGACUGGGUCCGCAGGGACAGCGGAGUCGGCGCCGGUAUAGACUCCUACUACGAGUACCUGAUGAAGGCUUACAUCCUGCUGGGAGACAACGUGUACCUAGAGAGGUUCAACACCCACUACAGCGCCAUCAUGAAGUACAUCAGCCAGCCCCCUCUGCUGCUCAACGUGCACAUGCACAACCCCACAGUGAGCGUGCGCAGCUGGAUGGACUCUCUGCUCGCCUUCUUCCCCGGACUCCAGGUCCUCAGGGGCGAUCUGAAGCCAGCCAUAGAGACCCAUGAAAUGCUCUACCAGGUCACCAAACAACACAAGUUCCUUCCUGAGGCCUUCACCACCGAGUUCAGAGUGCACUGGGGUCAACAUCCCCUAAGGCCGGAGUUUGCGGAAAGCACCUACUACCUCUACAAGGCCACGGGAGACCCCUACUACCUCAGAGUGGGCCAGUCCAUUGUGGAGAAGCUCAACGCCCACGCCAGGGUGCCUUGUGGGUUCGCCGCAGUGCACGAUGUCCGCACAGGGACACAUGAGGACAGAAUGGACUCGUUCUUCCUGGCGGAGAUGUUCAAGUAUCUGUACCUGCUGUUCUCGGAGAAGAACCAGCUGCCCUUCGACAUGGACGACUACAUCUUCACCACCGAAGCUCACCUGCUGCCCGUGGCCCUCUCCACGUCCCGGUCGCCCUGCCAUGGCAACAGCACGGAGGCGCCCCCUAGUGUGCAGGAGGAGGAUCCGUUCACUUACUCGUGCCCCAGCACCCAGACCCUCUUCCCCAACAACCCCUUCUUCGCCAAGACCAUCAGGGACGGAUACAAGUACCUCACGGGGGUCGGCCGGGCCUUCCAAUCCUCGCCUGUCAGCAGGGGGAUCGAACUGCCUCUCCAUGACAACGGCAUGGAACCAGUGGAGUUCCUGAAGAGCAUGGGCAUCUCCCUCACCCCUCUGAACGACGGGGCUACCGUGGCAACCAGGGCCCAGGGGGAGCAUAAAGGGGUCUUCCGGGUGAAGCUGGUGGCCGAGGUGACCCAGAGCCCCGAGGAGGAGGAAGUGCUGCCCCUCAUCGUGCAGCUCAUCUCCCCCCCGUACCUGGGUAGAACGGUCCUGACCGCUGGGCCGGCCAAGUUCGGAAUGGACCUGACCAAGCAGGAGCACGGGGUGAAGGGCCGCAUCGUCAGGGCGUCCCCCUACACGGCGUGUGGGCCCGUGGAGAACGGCGAGCAGCUGAGCGGACACAUCGCCCUGGCCCUGCGCGGGGACUGCAUGUUCGCCGCCAAGGCCCGCAGGCUGCAGGAGGCGGGGGCCAUCGGGGUCAUCUUCAUCGACCACCGCGAGGGCAGCAACAGCGAGGACUCGCCCCUCUUCCAGAUGGUCGGCGACGGCGACUCCACCUCGGACAUUGGCGUGCCCCUCCUCUUCCUGUUCAGCCGCGAGGGGGCCGUGCUGACCUCCGCCCUGGAGGAGCAGCACAACGUGGACGUGCUCCUGCUGCCCAAGGAGAGGCAACUGGGCCACGUCAAGCAGGAGAAGCCCCUAGGGAUGAACAUCAAGUUCCGCCUGGCGGAGGAGGGGGAGCUGGAGGAGGGCUCGGCGCGAGGCCACACCCUGCAGUUCCUCCUGGAGAAGGGGGAGGUGCUGCUGGAAGAGGAGGAGGAGGAGGAGGAGGAGGGAGAGGAGGAGGGGCGGGGGGAAGCCAAGCCCUGCACGCCACCAGGGGGCGGUAGCGUCUCCCCCUGCAUGGAGACACCGGGUCACGCCCCGCCCCCAGCACACAGCCCCGGCCAGCCGGAAGAGGGCCCCUGAUCGGAUUCAAUGAGACCAGACUGGUUCCUGUAACAUCCCUACCUGACCACAGGGCGGACGCCCCCCACCCCCCCCAUCCCCAUCCGGCACUGACCUCUGAUCAGCGUCCAGAUAACGUCCUCUAGGGCCGGGCCAGAGAGGCUAACUGGGCCCUUGGGUCUAGUCUGAGGGUCUGCUUUACUCUCCAGAGGGAAGCCUGUUGAUGUGACACACACAUUAUGUAUGUACAUACAUACACACACACACACACACACACACACACAUAUAUAUAUAUACCCCCCCACUCACUCACACACACACACACACACUUUAAACCUUAAGGAUGACCUCUAUAGUGACUAGAUACUAGGACUGUGUGUUUUUGGGAUUGGUGUUUCUGGCCAGAUGUAGCACAGCUACUCUACCUGGACUCAUGGCUGGGUCACCUCAGCUGCGGUAGCAAACCAAACCACAUGAUGGCGGCGUCAGGCCCGACGACCGCUAAGUUCACGAAUGGCGUAUGAUGCAACAGUUUAAACAGGGUGAGAGGGGGGAAAAGGCGCCUUAUGAGGCUGUCAUAGUUAAGGCUUCAGGUUUUUUUAGACACCGUUGUGUCCGACCAGUCUAGAAUGACGUCCUGUGAGGAUGAACGAAGGCCGUCUCUUUACUCACACACACACACGCCUCCAAAACCAGGAAACAUCCCGUCAGCCUAGUCCCCCCUGUUUACUUGACUCAAGCCUAGCUGGUACGAUUUAGACGCGGAGAGAGACACGACGGGAGGGUGGGUCCUGACUCUGCAGAAGGCGUGGCCCAUGCUAGCGGCACACAGGUUCUGUUACUUUGUUCUGGGGGGGGGUCACGGGGGACGGAUUGAAGAGGGCCUCAUCUGCACCUUGGCACCUUCCGGACGGAUCCACACGGGAACGCCCCAAUUCCUGUUUCACGAGAGUUUGUGUGUGAGAAUGUGUUUUGAGGUGCAUGUCGGAUUUCCAAUACAAAGAAGCCCCCCAUGUAUGAAUGUCAGCUAUGUGUUCUGGUCUCUCUUACGCCCCGGGGGGUAAGAUGACACGGCUGUCUGUGUGUGUCCACACAUGCACGUGUGUUUGGUAAGAGACACAAAAGAGGCCGAACGGUUCAAGACGCGGAAACAUUUCCUCUCCCAUCAACAAAUGCAGUCAGUAUAACUCGGGCAUUCCCUCAUCUCUUUCGAUCGCACAGAUGCUAAAUAAUUAUGCAUGGGUUUUAGGUUAUGUGUGUGUAUAAGUGCGUGUGUGUGUAUGGGCAAACCGGGGCAGUGGAAUUUAUGGGAAAUGUUUAUCUGGAAGUGUUUUUCUGCCAUGACGGGGUGUAAUCGUUUCUUGUUCGCGCAGUGGACCUCUUGCAAAUGCUGCUCUGUUAAUUUUAAGUACGUAAAGUGUCAUUUCAGCACUUCCGACUGUCUACAAGGUAUGUACCUAAGACGAUGUUGACCUGUGUGCUUUGGUGCCCAUUUUGGAAUGUUGAGAGGUAGGUAGGGUAACUGAAGCUAACAAAAUUAAGUGCCAAAGUGAUUUUUCUUAUUUUACCCAAUUGCUGGUAAUAUCACAUGCAAAUGUAUAUUCUUCUUGUCUCAGUUUUGGCAAACGGAGAGCGAAAGCAACGAGAUUUUGCCAUUAUCAAUAAAUUAAGAAUCAUGAUUA